Adineta ricciae is the source of this 1971-nucleotide messenger RNA. The record is from the annotation of a GenBank genome assembly. NCBI's taxonomy places the organism in Eukaryota, Metazoa, Rotifera, Eurotatoria, Adinetida, Adinetidae.
AUGUUCUAUGGUAUCAUUAUGGAUACUGUUCGGGAUGGGAUACUUCGUUCCUAUGGGCCAAUAUUGUGGAAACGUAUUGUCAGCGAAGUACAUAUUCCGUCGGAAACAUUUGAAUUUUAUGAGCGAUAUGAUGAUUCUAUACUUAUAAAUAUUUGUGAUUGUAUGGUAGAGAUUUUGAAUGAUGGGACACGUGAGAGUUUUCUGCAGUUUUUUGGUGCGAACUUUAUUCAUUAUUUUUAUCGAUAUGGAUUCGAUAAGAUUCUUCGAGUAGCUGGUCGAACACUACGUGAUUUUCUGUUUGUUAUUGAUCAAUUGCAUGAUUCCAAUCGGUUUACGUUUCCACAAAUGCAACAUCCGUUGUUCCAUGUUACAGAAGAGGAUAAUCAUGGCGUUAUUCUUCAUUACAAAAGUGUACGCUUUGGACUGGCACAUUUUGCAAUUGGUGGCUUGUCGGCUGUCGCUUCGUUAUUAUUUAAUCAGAAAGAUCUAAAUGUUGUUAUUCAGAAGGAUUUAUCGACUGAUAAAUAUUCGCACAUCAUCUUUCAUGUGCAAUUUGCCAACUAUAAAUAUGAGGUAAAGCGAUUGUUCGAUCUCCCAGUUUUACCUAGUUUAAGUGGUACAACGUUCUUCCGAGUGUUCCCAUUCUCUAUUCUUAUGGAUUCAUCGUUAAAAAUUCAUCGUAUGGGAAAACAUAUCAUGAAAGCAUUUCCUGAUGAUACUCCUCUAAUCGGUCGACCACUCGAUCAAGUUUUUCAACUUAUUCGACCUGAUAUUCACGUCGAAUGGGACAAAAUUCUUUCCUAUGGUCGACACAUUGUCUUUCUCAUGGACAAUCGCCUGCCACUACGUGUGGGACCGACAGGGAAGAUUCGACUCAAAGGACAAAUGAAAUACAUACAGAACAAGAACAUGUUGUGGUUUCUGUGUCAUCCAGUAUUAGAAAGUGCUGAUGAUAUGAUAUCAGCUGGUUUGCAUCUAACUGAUCUGAACUUGUUUGAUAGUACCAGUGAUCUUCUCAUCACUGGUAUUCAUCAAGAACAUCAAUUGGAAGCAACAAUAUUCAAACAACACCUAUGGACGAAAAAGUUACCGACUGUACAAAAGAAGUUGAAUGUUUGUCAUAACAAGAAUCAACGACUACUAUACUCAACUAUGCCGAAACAUAUCGUUCACUUAUUGCAAUCGGGUGUUCGUGCAAAUAGUAUUUGCGAAUGUCAACCACUCGUGACAAUCCUUUUCGUUUACUGUUUGGAUAUAAAAACAAUCAGUGAUCAUCUGAAUGCUGCAGAUGCAAUCACAUGUUUAAACAAAACUAUUGUUUUAUUCGAUACUAUAGCUGAUAAAUACGAUGUAUUCAAAGUUGAAAUCAAAGCCGAUGCAAGUUACAUGUUGGUCGCAGGUAUACAUGACCAAUCGCAUAUGAUUGUAGAAGAACAGCAAAGAAAUCUGUUAUCGACGAAGUUAACGGACGAAUCGUUGGAAGUAGACGAUGAAGAGAAAGAUGAGAUAGAAGAAAUGCACAAUAAAAAUCCUAAUGGACUGAAUUCAACCGAAAUUAUAGCGGCCUUAUCUUUAGAAUUCGUACGUACUAGUGAACAUUUCUACAAUCCGAUAUCCAAAAAGCCAUUUCAUCUAAAGUUUGGUUUUCAUUCGGGUAUGGCUAUCGGUGGUAUUGUUGGCUCGCGAAACUAUCAAUACUGUCUAUUUGGCGAUACUGUUGGAAUAGCAAGUCAAGUUACAACGACUGGCGAAAUCGGACGAAUACAUAUGACUCACACAGCGUAUAGUCAUUUGAUUGAAGAAAAUCGUUAUACAGUUGAACAUCGUGGUCAAAUUAAUAUUAAAGGAAAAGGUCUAACAGAUACCUAUUGGUUAACUGGUUUAAAUGAAAAAUCAUCAAAAGUAUCGAUCAAUUCAGAUUCAACAACACUGAAAUGUCCAUUCAGUAGUCCAGACUUAACAUUUCGAUAG